Molecule: messenger RNA, 1631 nt
Organism: Limulus polyphemus (Atlantic horseshoe crab)
Lineage: Eukaryota; Metazoa; Arthropoda; Merostomata; Xiphosura; Limulidae
Product: protein D3-like
Exons: 5
Coding region: 313-849 (178 amino acids)
Source: RefSeq, a predicted model, not a curated record
CGUGACACUUGUGACUGAAAAGAAUUAAGAGGAGAAAAAAACUGUGUAGUUUCAUUAAACGGGUGUAACUGCUUAAAAUUGAAUUGCUAUAUUUUACAAAUGAUCCCUCAGUUAAAUAUAUUCUUCUAGAUUUACUUUUGCUGCAGUCUGGUAUGCAAUUGAUUUUUUUCAAGCGGCAGCACAUAUAAAGUGAAGAAUAACACUAACAGCAGAACUUUCAGUGUUUCCUGCUUGCGCUAUUCGACGUUUUGAAUAACCGAAACAUCUUGCAACCGAUCCAAAUCUUUAAGAAGCGCUAGAGUACGCAAAGUAAUGGAAGAAAACGAAAUUGUUCCUGAUGUUUUGGACGUGACUCCCACUCAUUUAUUAGAGGUAAAGUAUGGCGAUGAUGAGGUGAAUUUGGGAAAUGAGCUGACUCCAACCCAAGUUAAAGACCCACCAACUUACAUCAAUUAUCCUUUUGAAGCUAAUGAUUUUUACACCCUCUGUAUGACUGAUCCAGAUGCCCCGAGUAGGCAGAACCCAAAGUUUCGUGAAUGGCAUCAUUGGUUGGUAGUGAAUAUUCCAGGAAAGGACAUCUGUAAAGGAGAAGUAUUAUCAGACUAUAUUGGCUCAGCUCCUCCAAAAGGAACAGGACUACACCGUUACGUGUUUGUAGUAUACAAGCAACCAGAAUGCUUGAACCCCACAGAAAAACAACUUACUAACACGUCAGGCAAACACAGGGGCAAUUUCAAAAUUCGAGAUUUUGCUGCUAAAUAUGAUUUGGGGGAUCCAUGGGCAGGAAACUUCUACCAGGCUGAGUGGGAUGAGUACGUUCCCAAACUGUAUGAACAGCUCAGCAACUAAUUCCAUGUAACUUUAAGUCGUUUUUUUGUGUGAAAUAUCUUGCUUCAGGAAAUCAUUUUAUCUGAAUAAUUCAUGGAAUAUGGCAUCACUUUAGCAGUAAAUAACUCUAACAUCAGUAAGCUCUACUUGUAUCCAUUAGUGUAGGGUCAUAUUAACACUAUUUAGCUUGCAUCCGCUACUGUGGUGUUAAGUUAACACCAGAUAGCUCAGCUUGCAUCCGCUACAGUGGUGUCACGUUAACACCAGAUAGCUUGGCUUGUAUCUGCUACUGUGGUGUCACAUUAACACCAGUUAGCUUGGCUUUGUAUCUGCUAUUGUGGUGUCACGUUCCAUUGUGCUAAAGCUACACUGGUAUUAAAUACCAUUUGAUUUUUGCUAGCUGCAGUCUGUUAGACCAUUACCAUUUUUCACCUUAAAACUUUGUUCAGUGAUUUUUAUAUGCACAGUGAAAUGAUAUGUUAGAAAGAAUAAAUUGUUCAAUCUAAAAUAAUAUGCAGAAUGAAUAAUAUAGCCCUUUUGAUUAAACCCCCAUGAUGGCUCAGCAAUAAGUUAAUGGGCUUAUAAAGCUAAAAAUUAUGUUUUGAUAACCACGGUAGACAGAGCACAGAAAGCUCAUUGUGUAGCUUUGUGUUUUACAAGAAACAAACCUUUGUAAUAAAUCAUUUUAUUGUGCUUAUGCAAUUGUUGUACAAUUUUUAAAGUUGAAAUUAAUUAGAAGUGCCAUGUAACAUUUAUCUUUUCCAUUAUUCCAAUUAAAACCACAGUACAGGAUAUUCAUUAAA